UAUCAGAUUUCUAGAGAUGAAUUGCUCAAAAGAAGAAGGUAGUUCUCAUGGAGAUGAAAAGAGGUACAAGGGUGUUCGUCGCCGGAAAUGGGGGAAGUGGGUAUCGGAAAUUCGAGUUCCGGGCACUAGAGACCGGCUUUGGUUGGGCUCAUAUUCUAACCCAGAAGCUGCUGCCAUUGCCUAUGAUACUGCAAUGUUCUGUCUAAGAGGUCCUUCAUCAGUAAAUCAUCUCAACUUCCCUAUGUGUCUCCCUACCUUCCUCCAGACCGACAUGUCUCCGAAGUCGAUACAGAGAGCAGCGUCGAAUGCUGCCAUGGCUGUCGAUUUCGAGCUUGCCAAAAGGGCUCCUGAGGGUGCUGAUAACACUGUAAAAGAAGGUGAAGUGCAAGUUUUUCAAACUGAAAUCUCUGAAGAUACAGAUGACAUUGUUCCUGUCAUGAAUGAAGGAAGCUGCCUGAGAGAGGAGGAGAGCUUGAAUAUUUCUGUGGACGACAUGGAAAUAUAUCUUGGGUAGUUAACUUGGAGAGUAUAUAGAUUUUGUUCCAGCACAGCUUCUUAGAACACUAUGGUUUGGGUUCUAUCUAGCUAGAUGCUCUGUUUUUAUCAAAUUAAGAUCCAUCUCAACCAAUCCAA
Molecule: messenger RNA, 633 nt
Organism: Telopea speciosissima
Lineage: Eukaryota; Viridiplantae; Streptophyta; Magnoliopsida; Proteales; Proteaceae
Product: ethylene-responsive transcription factor ERF020-like
Exons: 1
Coding region: 17-514 (165 amino acids)
Biological process (GO): regulation of DNA-templated transcription
Molecular function (GO): DNA binding; DNA-binding transcription factor activity
Source: RefSeq, a predicted model, not a curated record